AUGUAAUUAAAUAAUCUGUAUUAAUAAUAUAUUUUAUAUCUAAGAAUAAUACUUAAAAAAAAUUAUAUAAGAUUAGUAAAAAACCAAUUUAAAGAAACACUUGAACAUCAUAAACGAUCUUUUAAAGUUUAAUUUGACUAAUAAAUGACAAUUAUGUAAUGCCAGGUGUUGAAUAUAAAAGAGGUUAUAUAUUUGUAACCGAAACAUCUAAGAUCCAUUGAACAAAUGACGUUUUUGUCUAAAAAUAUAACUGCUAACGAUCAAAGUUCGUAUUUCAUACGUGAUAAAUCAAAUAAUAUAAUGCAAAUAAUUAGAACUAUAAUAUCACAAACGGAAGCUCAUGAAUGUGAAAGAUAAGAAAGAAAAAAGAGAGAAAAAAGAAAUAACUGUAUAAUAUAAUGAACGUAAAUAGGAGAUACGUUUUCGAUAAAACAAUGAUAAAGAAAGAAAUAAAUAAAUAAAUAAAUAAAAAAAUUGGAUACUUAAGAAUAAUUGAAAGAUUAAAAAACAAUCGUUCGAAAUCCCGAGAAUUUUCGAGAAAAAAGAAAGAUAAGAGAUAAAAAAGUAAAUCUUCAACAAAUGUUUUACUUCGAAGGUAGCGCAGGCAAUGUAAAUAUAUAGUUUGAACAAGUGUAAAAUAUUGAAAAAGAGGCGGCAAACGACAAACAUGUGCGUACUAAUGUUCACAUUGAUCAAUCAAAAAAAGAAAGAGCAAAAGAGAAAAGAAUAGAUAGAGAUAGAGAUAGAGAUAGAAAGAGAGAGAGAGGGGGGAGAGAAAGAGAGAGAGAGAGAGAGAAAAAUAGGUAAAAAAUAAAGAGAAAGAGAUGUAAAGCAAAUAAAAAAAUGUCAAAUUCAAGGAAAUACGUACUUGACAUCUACAAACGAUGUCAGCAUCUGUUGCCAGCAUAUCCACAACCUUUCCCUUGCCCUCAUCACCCCAUUGCGCGCCAAGGACUACCGUGACCUUGGAAACGAGCCCACUCGUGGAAGUUCUCUGUUUUUUCCUGGGUGAGGCCGGAUUACCAUCACCGUUAGUCUGUUGAACGGAGUGUUGCAUCCUCGUGCAAGAAGACAUUUUCGUAUUAAAAAUUCUUAAUAAAAAUUCGUUCGAGGACUCGAAUGAAAUGAUGGAGUUAAAGCAGCAGACACAACGUACACUCGUCGAAAGUCUCAAUCCGUUACAGUCUGAACCAGCUGACGACACACGAUAUAGAUGAAAUAAUAGUUUCGCUGCGUGCCACACACGCGCGCGCGUAUGCGCAGAGAACAAUAACGUAACGAAAAAAUAAAUCGCCCAGCGACUAAGUUAUAACGUUUAACCAUUUUUAUUUUUUUAUACCUCAUCUAUCUACGGACAUAUGUAUGCAUAGCGACUUUUAACUGUCGAUGAUGUUAACUCACGUGAUAUCAUAUGAUGUAUAUUAUAUAUAUCACACAUAUAUGUGUAUAUGUAUGUUAUGCUUUAUAUAUGCGAUGCGUAUAAUGUUGGAACGACUUAAUAAGUAUAAUUAUUAGAAGAAAUUUAAUAAAAGUUUAUUAUAAUAAAAUUAUAAUAAUACUUAGAAAAAUUUUAAGAAUUUCUUUAUACUUUGAAUAAAAUAAUUUUAUUAUCGUAGAACGUACAAUAAAGUUUCCGAUUUUUUAUAAUAAUCGUUAAAUGAGGAAAUCUAAUAGUAAAAUUGCGUUUUCAAUUGAAAGUAAGUUGAUUACCUCGGAUUUGUCAUUGAUCGAUCAACUGUAACAAAAUCGUCUCUUUGGAAUUUAUUAUAAAUAGAACAUUUCGCUUUUUUUUUUUUUUUUUUUUUGUAAAAUUAACUCAUGGCUGUAAACAUAUGACUAGUUAUUAACUACAUGUACAAGUCUAUCUUUUAAUGAUAUCCUUCACCCCCUCUUGGCGUCACUACUUCUCUUCUCGAGUUCAAAUCGGCGCGCGUCUUUCCAACGAUCGUGUGAUAUUAAAUUUUGACUCAAGGAUUUCUAACAAUGCGACAUCUCUUGCUUCGAGAAAUUUUAAAGUCAACGUAAAUUCUAUACAUAUGUAACUCGAAUGUAUACGAUAAGUGUCCUAAUAUUGCGUAAGCUGCAAUUAGCUUACAAUGAUAAAAAAAAAACUAAGGAUAUUACUUAUUCGAAGUAUAAUUCUUUGAUGCCAUUUUUACAAUAUCGAUAGGUUAAAUGAUCAUAAAAGAUUGAUUGUUCAAUAAAUAUAUAUCCAUCGAUUUUAUUGAUUCCCGUAAAUAUAAUCAAAAUCGAUUAAUUCAUCAACGUAAUUCAAUUGGUUUCGAAAAAGUUUGUCAUCGUGUUUACAAAUGUCAUCCAUAUUCUUUUCUUUUUUUUUCCUUUUUUAUACUAUCUAUUUAAAAAUUAUUACAUAUAAGCUUAUUAAUAUUUACGUAUGCACAUUACUUAUCGUUCCUAUUCGUUAUCGGGGAAUAAUUUAAAUACAUGAAAUGUUUUUUUGUCUAUCAUAGUUUAUGAUAAUCAAUGAGAUAAGAGCUUUGACGCGAUGUAAAAAAAAGGGGAAAAAAAAAGAAAAAAGAAGAAGAAAUGAAGUAAACAAAUAGUUAGUUAAAUAUAUCAUUCGAUGGAAUGACAUGUUAUGUAUGUAGUUCAGCCAUCGUAGGUCGAAGAGGAAAGAAGCACGAAGUAGAGAGGUUCAAUAUUUACAUCGACGAAAUGGAUCUAUUACCGGAUUACUCGACCCCCGUGGCUUUUUAAUUAUGUAAGCUCGAAUAGAUCGAGACAUCUGCUACCCCAUAGAAAAGCAUUGCUUGCCGAAAGAUCUCUCCCUUUCCCUUUUCCCCUCCUCCCUUCUUUUUUUCGAGUGAUGUAUACCGGGAGUAUCAAUUACAUUGUUAUUACCGUUGGUUGUUCCAAAGAUGUGGUCGCAAGAUAAUGCACUGUUAUAAGAGCAUGCACAUAAAAGAGGGGCAGGUACAGCGUUAAACCGCCACUACUACUGGAACUAAUGCAAGAGAGUUCCCUUAUGCGAGGAAAGCGAUAGCCAUCGGUUCUUGUGCAACUAUGCGUCUAAUUUGGAUUUACUACAAAAUGGAUAUUCCUUAGCGAAAAAAAAAGGUGGGGUGAGAUCCAUACGCUCACAUGUAUAUAUAAAGCAACGUAGGGCGAAGCCCUACAAUAUUUUCUUUACUAAGUCCGUGUUCUCUCUUUCUAUCGGGAUGAAUUCGUUCCAGAGAUCACGCUCCGAAAAGAGUGACUUUAGUAUAGCACGAAUUUUGUCUGAAGAUAAUGAUAAGGACAACGUAAUGUCGCGGAAUUCGAACAAUCGUGUUAAUGUCGUUCAUCAAUUUUAUCAAGGUCAAAACAUAACUGAAACUAUCGUUCAUCGCGAUAUUACAAAAGUGUCGAAUCUCGAGGACACGCGUUUUUUCAAUUCAAAGCAAUGUCAACGAAGGACAAUCGAUCAAGACUCAUUAGACAAGAUGAUAAACGAAGAAGAUGGUACAAAUGAAAUCCAGGAAACUGCGCAGUCGCGUUCGAUCAAUGCGUACGAAGAUGGAAAACACGAGAUCGACGCGUCUUACGGGGAAACUCAAAGAAAUGAGCUUGCCUGGUUACAAUACACGAGAUAUAGACCACCGAAAUUACCUAGAAGAAGCUUAAUAGGGAGAAGUGCUAAAAGACGUCCAGGAGUACAUCCACGGAUACCUUUCUCUUCAUUUCAACUUCAAAUUCUCGAGGAAAGAUAUAAAAAAAAUGCUUAUUUAUCAAGGAGAGACGCGCUCGAUAUAUCAAUGUCAUUGAGACUACCUCAAAGUAGAGUGAAGAUUUGGUUUCAAAAUCGUCGUGCACGGGAUAGACGGGAAUCAAAUAACGUUAUAGCAGUUACGUAAGAGAAGAUAAAAGUGAUAAAAUGCAAUAAUCAUGAUGGGACGAAGAAAAUAGGAAAAUAAAAAUUAAUUAAUAUAUUCUUGUUUACAUGAACGAUCUAAAUUGCAUGGACAAUAAUGAUCGCGCACAUAAAAAUUUGUAAUAUCAUUACAAAUAGAAUUAUUAUGUCGAGGGUGUCGAUUAAUUUUAUUAACUUCUUAAUUUGAAUUUUUUAUUCAAAUACCCGAAAGUAUUUAAAAAAAGUAUUUAUUUAACAUCACGUUAAUACAAAACG
Molecule: messenger RNA, 4126 nt
Organism: Vespa velutina
Lineage: Eukaryota; Metazoa; Arthropoda; Insecta; Hymenoptera; Vespidae
Product: homeobox protein engrailed-2-B
Exons: 2
Coding region: 3180-3854 (224 amino acids)
Biological process (GO): embryonic morphogenesis; regulation of transcription by RNA polymerase II
Cellular component (GO): nucleus
Molecular function (GO): DNA-binding transcription factor activity, RNA polymerase II-specific; RNA polymerase II transcription regulatory region sequence-specific DNA binding
Source: RefSeq, a predicted model, not a curated record